This is a messenger RNA of Anguilla rostrata (American eel), 5040 nucleotides long. RefSeq names its product OAF homolog b (Drosophila) (gene oafb). The coding region runs from base 713 to 1534 and encodes 273 amino acids. NCBI's taxonomy places the organism in Eukaryota, Metazoa, Chordata, Actinopteri, Anguilliformes, Anguillidae. The transcript has 4 exons. The record is from RefSeq and is a predicted model, not a curated record.
ACCGAACAGGAACAUUCAUGAAUAUUCAUUUAUAUCUCCCAAUAUUAGGACGUCUGUGUUGGCUUUUGGGCAACGGAUGAAAAAGAUUAAUGGUGGGAGUUUUUGCUGGAGUGAUAUUCCUUUAAGAGUUGUGCUCCCAUUCGCUGCGCUGUCCCUGAAACUUGGGAAGUCAGGCAACUAGAUUCCACUGUUUGGAUCCUGAAGGAAGUGACGGGACUGAAUGAGUGAACCCGCGGGGGUAAAGAAAACACUAAAGAGAAAAACAGAAACGAAAUAUCAAAGGCAACGUGUGCUACAAAGUCGUGCAAGGGAGAGGAAGAAAUCCGCAAGCCAUGAUGAGAAUUCGUCCUCGCUAGUUAAGAGAACGUAGUCCCUGUAAACAAGGGGCGACAAGAGUAAAAAACUGAGGUUGCAGACCUACAACAAACACAAUACUGGUGAAGAGGUUUUUUUUUCGGGGAAUUGAAUCGUUCCUGUUAACAGCAUGAUACCUGUUUCGCAUUGCCUUAAAAUAAUGGGAGACGUGCAAUCACUCGGACUCUGCUUUCGCAUGGAUUUAUAGGCACAAUUCUUAAACUUUACCAAGCGAAACAACCUCAUGUAAAUUAGCUAUCAGUGUCCUGUAGUGUAGUUUGGGAACCGUUGACUCUUUCAUACACGAGUUUUCUUCUUCUGAAUUCGGGUACUUUAAGUUUUUGCGUUUUUUUCUGGAAUGUUUGCGAGGUGGCUUUUACCGGUUUCAGUUCGGAAUAAUGGAGUUCUUGUGACGCUCAUACUUUUGAUAUCGUUCAGCGUUUGUUCAGAACUGAAGGUGCGAGUUCGUUUAGCCGAUGGACAGAUAACCGAGGAGACCCUGGAAGCAGAUAGCGAGAGAGAUUCCAUCACAGUGGAGUUCAAACAAGGGGAUGGCACGCUCAUCACUUUCGUAGCUGAUUUUAAGCAGGAUGUGAAGAUAUUCCGUGCGCUGGUCCUAGGGGAGCUGGAGAGGGGGCAGAGCCAGUACCAGGCGCUGUGCUUCAUCGCACGCCUCAGUCACAAUGAGAUCAUCCCCAGCGAAUCAAUGGCCCGCCUGCGUCAGAAAAACCCGCGCGCGGUCCGGUCUGCGGAGGAGAGGCGGGGCGUGGAGCAGCUGACCAUGAGCGCGGCGGUCAACCUGAGCCGGGCGUGGCAGCUCAGCGCCCACAUCCACAACGUGUGCGGCGAGGCCCGCGAGUCCAUCUACGCCCGCGAAGCCGACGUCAAGCACUGGCUGGAACAGGGCGCGGAGGGCUCCGUGUUCGAGGCCCUGCCCCCGGCGGCGGGCGUGCCAGAGCUGCAGCCGUGCCGCGCGGUGCGGGACCUGUGGCAGCCGUGCGCCUGCAGCUACGGCCUGCGGCUGGAGUGGUACCCCUGCCUGCUCAAGUACUGCCGCAGCCGCGAGCCAGCCGGCAAGAGCAGCCCCUACAAGUGCGGCAUCAAGAGCUGCAGCAAGGGCUACCGCUUCGAUUACUACGUGCCCCGCCGCCAGCUGUGCCUGUGGGACGAGGAGACCUAACGGCACCGCCCCCCCCUCCCACCCCAACACGCGCUGUGAGCAGCGGGCAUGGGGGGGGGUAGAGGGGUGGGAUGGGGUGGGGGCGGGGGGUGCUGCAGGAAGGAGAGUUCUCGGUAGCCAGAUAUGUAGACGUGGAGGUUGUCCCUCGGCGUCGCUGAUUGGUCGGAACAGAACGAAAGGACAAGCCCACUUCCUGUUACAGCCACUCACGCCUCACUGGCGCCGGAUGCCUCCCCUCUAGUGUUGAUUUACGGGGGAGCAGCUUCGCCGUUGGCUGGUGUUUACUUUGCAUUCCGACAGAGCAACGUCCCUACUGGCUGCAUUUCACCUUGAGUGCCAGUGGAGCCACUGUGCCUUUUUUUAGCCUCCAGUACCUCCUGAACUUCCAGUAGAGCUCCUAUUGGCUGUUGUUACCUCCUCGAGCUCCAUCAGAGAAGCUUUCCCAUUGGCUAUUUUUAACCCCUGCGUUUGGAUGUUACUGAAAUGUUGCUUCUCAGUUUUUUAACCACCUUGUCUUAUGUAUGUGAACCUGCUUAACAUGACUGAACUCAGUUCUUGUACGACAUUCCCACAGGCCAGGGGCAAUGGGCACCAGACACUGGCCUAGAGCCACACUGGCAAACUAAAAGGAGAUGUGUUCUGAGAGAGGAGAGAGAGUGAAAGAUGAGGGGACAGUGUGGUCAGUCCGGCAGGGAUGGGAGCUGAACUUAUUGAGCUAAAUAUUUGUGUCUAUCUCUCUCUCUCAAUGUAAUUUGCCUUAAAGCUUCCCCAAUUCAGGUCUUAUUUAUUUUUUAACACCGAAUACAACAAUAGCCACAUCUAUAAAUAAUCAUUGUUCGUGUUUUGUGUUAAUUUCAUAUUGAAAUUGUUUUGUUGUUUUUGCUGUCAUUAAUGUGAUUGAAUUAUUUCUUUCUGCUCAUCUACAGUAUGUGUGUAAGUAGCCCAGCUUUGUGCUAAGACUGCAUCUUCUGUUGCAGAAUCGGAGGGUCAGUCCACGCAGAUUCCUGAAAAAGUCAAAUGUUUCCAGUUCUAAGACUUGAGGGCCAUUUCAGCUGCAUACCAUUAUGGCUGUGGGUUGCAUUGUCAUACAUUUCAUGCUGAUUAUUUUAACUGUGUCUUCCACUUGUUGCAUUCCAGUCUUUGGUGCUCUCCAGUCACCUGUGUUGCAUUGAAAUGCAUUCAAGGAACGAAUCAAGCUGGUCUUCCCCGGUGACAAUAGUGUUUAUACAUCUAGAGCGUGUGCGUGAAGGAGAAAAAGAGAGAGCAGAGAAAGACAGUCAGCGAAGCGAUGCCCUUUAACCUUUCAGUAUGACUACAGCGAUUGCUAGCAAGUGUGAGUUUGUAUUCAUUAGAACUGAACUCAAGCUAACGGUACUGAGAGAAGGUUGGCUCUGGGAUAUCUGUGCCCUCAGCUUGUCCGGACAUUACCAUGGCCAGCAACAUGAUUGUUUCUGGAACCUCUAUGUUAUUUUACCUCAGGCACGUACCAGGACCUUCUGAAGUAACUCCUGAAAGUAAAUGUGUUCCCUUCCCCAAAGUCAGUAACCGUGGUUCACAAAGCAUGUCCUCCGCGGGCCUGGUUUGGUGUUCUGUUCCAUAUGCAGUAUUAACGGAAGCGUAGAGACCGCAGUGUUGUUAAAUUGUGAAAGAUGAAAAGCCUGGUUUUCUUCAUGCCAGAUGAAUAUCGGGUAUCCAUAGUAACUGCGUACCCAUCUGUAGUCUCAAACUAGUCAGUGUGUGUGAGUACUGGUCUUUGUAUAAAGCAGAUGGGGGCCUGUAACAUGAUGGCAUUUGACUGGCCAGAUGAGCUCUAACCCCUCCCCCACUCCCAUUUUCUGGACCAGUCCUAGCAUUGUUAUGUCAUAAUACCAUGCGGUGAUGCAAGACCCCAUGUAUCGAGGAAAGGGAUGGAGAAGGCCAAUGUGCAUGUGUACAUCCAUGGUUCACCAGUGCGUGUUACAACUGACUCCCCUCUGGAGUGGUUCAUCAUGACUGAGCCAAAAUGGCCCAAGGGCUGUUUGCAGAAGGGUGGACUCUCGCUGUAGCUUAUGGCAGUGACCUCUGUAAGUAGAAUGGUGUCAUAAGGUGGGAUGAGGCAGGAUACUUGUAAAGGGGGACAGUCUGUGAUUUUUUCCACUUUCACUUUUUAAGUUCCUUGCGGCUCCAGUAAAGCUGAGCAAUGAACUGUGCGCUUAGCUUGUUCUUACUGUUUUUAAUGACAUUUUAACAUUUCUUUAGUGAAAGUGUCUUCCUUAUCCAUUUCGCCUUGUAUUGUGCAGGUGUCUCACAUACUGCAGUGUUCAUCUGCUCUCUAAGGGACACCUUUCAUUACCCAUAAUGCCAUGCUGCAAAAGGCGUGAGACCUGUCCAGGCCUGUUGGUCAAGCGUCAUGCAGGUGUCAGUUUCAUCUAUCAAUUAGUAACUGAGGUGUAUCUGGAACACCAGGUGAGGUCACUUCCUAUCCAAAUGAUGUCUUCAGUGAUACAGUUCAGAGCUGGGGUUGGGAUAAACCAGGGCUCUUCAGAACAAUCCUCCCCACCCUUCCCAGACACUGUCAUUUCCUUCAUAAGACAAGCAAAUGGCAGCUGCAUGAGUCCGCUCCAUUCUACUUUCAGCAGAAGAGAAGGUUGUUGUCGUUAUAUGAUGCCAAGCCUUCAUCAUUAGAUACACACUGUUCAGUUUAUAGUUCAUUUGCUUUUGUCCCUGUUCUACCUGUGGGCUAUAUGGAAGCAGCCGUGCAGUAGCUUGGCCAACAGAACGUUCAGCUGGCUGCUAAAAAUAUGCCCUUGUGGCACAUUCAGCUUUUCCACACGCAACCUCGUUGCUGUGCCUACGCGAUUGAGACUGAAGGCAUUUUGUUCAUAGAUUGAGCGGAGAUCAUAUUAAGAACUGAAGACGCUUUGUUAUGAAGAGUGUUGUCUGUAUGGUGUCCUUUGUAAUUGACGUAGCCCAGCAAGUACUAUUUUAUGUGAGUGUUUUGCGUAUUGUAUGUUGCAGAAGAUUGUAAUGAGGAACUAUGUCUCAGGCAGGACCAACUCUGUACAAAUAGUCACCAGCAGGGAAAUAAUUAUUUCAUAUUGUAUUGAUUUUCACCUGGUGAUUAUAACUUUGGUUGUCUCUGUUUAUAGCAUAACAGAAUACUUACACGAAUGAAAUCUACAUGUUCAUUCAAUUUUGUUUUUCCUAAUUUGUCUUUUUUUUUUUUUACAACAUACACAUUUUGUUUUGUUUUUUAUAAACCAAAAAAGGCAAAAAGCAGUCUACUGGGAACAAAAUACACUAACCUUUCUCUGUUUUUGGGAAGUGCCUUAAACACAUCAGAUAUGUUGCUCUAGUAAAAGUACCACGGCUAAAAGUUGCAAACAUAUUUUUGUAUAAAAUGUCUUGUAAAAAAAAAAAAAGUAUGUGAAGAGUGAUUACAGAAAUAUGAAGUAAUUUGUACGAUUAUAUAUAUAAAUGUUUAUUUGUCCUGAGCGGACAGAAUAAAAGUCUCUUUUUGCACUGCA